Molecule: messenger RNA, 3540 nt
Organism: Micropterus salmoides (largemouth bass)
Lineage: Eukaryota; Metazoa; Chordata; Actinopteri; Centrarchiformes; Centrarchidae
Gene: umad1
Product: UBAP1-MVB12-associated (UMA) domain containing 1
Exons: 4
Coding region: 172-615 (147 amino acids)
Source: RefSeq, a predicted model, not a curated record
ACAGAACUGUAGGUGGCGUCUGUUGUUUCUACACGAGCGCGGACGUUAUUAAAACCAGUGACGUCACGAUAUCUCAACACAACAACAGGGCGCAUCGCGCGGAGGAAGCGGAGGAAGGAUAAGGGCAACCUGCGCGACACAGCAGACAGAAGGCGAAUUAGGACGCUAAUCAUGUUCAGUUUCUUUGGACUCCGUAAAGACUCAAAGAAGUCAACACCCGAGAAGGAAGUAGAUGGAGGCUUUGUUAUCAUUGGAGAGACGGUUGACGAUCAGAGGAGGAGGAUGCAGAACCUGAACGUCGCACAGCUGUCUACAAACGUCGUAGUGCAGCCAUCAAAGUCAUCCUGUACAGUUCCAGCUCAACCCACCUACACAAUGCACCCUACAGCUUUACCUACCGCAGCGCCAAUAGCAGGGACCUCAGCAGUGGAAGCUGCUUCGACUCUCCCGGAUCUCCUCGGGGACAUCCCUUUCACUUUGGCUCCUCAUGUCCUGGCCAUGCAGACAGGGUUUCCCCUGAUUCCUGAUGUGCUGCUCUCCCGGGACAUAAACUACAACCUGUCUAGCUUUCAGUAUGACUUCACUUUAGAGAACUCUGUGCUUCAUAAUGCCUAGUCUGCCUAGUCUGUUUAAAUUUUAAUAUCAGGACUGUCAUCAGGAGUUCACACUGUGGGAAACUUGGUUUAUUGUUGGUCAUGUGAGAGCUUCCAGCAAAUGCGAUUCUGUAGAAUUAUGAACAAGUAAAAGCUCCCACACAAUAAGUCGUAGUGUUAAAACUGUAAAGGGUUGAAUUUCUGUUAUUAGUUUCUUCUCUGUUUACUACUUUCAAUGUAGAUGCAUUGAAACUAAAUGAAUGUAGCCAAAGCAUUGCAACAGCAGUCAAGGAUAAAUAUAGCUAAAGGUCGAGUUUGGGUCUCAAAUUUGGCAGUACCAGUCAGGUGCUAAAGACCUGGAAAUGAGUCAGGUUCAGGUCUCAGUUUUAGGUGUACUGACUGCGUGUGCUUCUUGCCCCAUCAGACUGUAAAGGCCAAUUUAUACUUUUAUAAAGCCGACAGUGGAGGCAUACUAGGUCUGUUAGGACUUGACUUAGAAACCGGUGGGUUGCUGGAUCGAGUCCAGCACGACCAAUGCCGAAGAAUGCAGAGAACAAAUAUCCCCUUCCAAAAGAAUUUCCCCUCGGGGAUCAACAAAGUAUUUCUGAUUCUCAUUCCGAGCCAACCAAUCAGAGUCCUUGCGGUCUGCGUCAUCACAACGUGUAGUUACGUUUUGGGGGGAGAUGCUUGUUAGGCUGCAGCGUACCUGGUGUAGAUUCAGCACAGAAGUAUAAAUUGGCCUUAAAGCCUCUAUUUUGCCACAUCUCAGCAACUAGUCUUAUAUACAGUCAUUUAAUGACAGAUUCAAAUGGUAGCCAAAACUACAGAUAAAAGACCUGGGUUGUACUGAAUUAGAACAAUUCUUUAAGGGAAGGUUGAUAUUGUAACCUUCACUUUCAUUGCAUCGUCCUUAUCUGUUGUUUGUGACAGCGUGCCAUUUCAAAUGGUAUAAAAGAGACUUUUUUUCAGGUCAUUUGAGGGUGUGGCACCCACAUGAUGAAGCAAUAACUUCAAUCGAAGUCGUUAAUGCAGAAACGGCUGGCCAAGAAGUUGCCUACCACUACAUGGAGUUAAGCCCAAGUCUACAGUAGGAUCAUUGGAUGGAUAGUACUAAUUCAAAUGACUUUUGAGUCAUCUAUUUAUGUACAAAUUGCAACAUGUGGAGAUUGUUUAUUUUUACCGACUCCAGCACUUAAUGUAAUAAUUUAAUAUUAGGCAAUUUAUAUAUUUGACAUUAUAUGUAGCAAAAACACUUCCUGCCACAGUUAAUGCUUUGACUAUUUUACAGCUGUUAUUCCCUACCACUUGUCACCAUGUUUGACUUUUGCUCCCUGAAUGUAGCCUCCCUUUUGACCAGCAUUAUGUUUCUGCCAGCGUUAGUUACUGUGUUGUUUAUUCUGGCUGCAUUUUCCACUGACUUUGCUUUUCGUUGUUUAUGGCACACCUUUUUUUUGUUAUGAUGCAGUCAAAUGUACAUGCCAUUAAUUAUCACUUGGGUUGGUCUGCUGCGCUGACAUACUGUAAAUUACAUUACAUUUCUUCAUUUAGCUGACGCUUUUAUCCAAAGCGACUUACAAUUGCUGUACAUGUCAGAGGUCGCAUGCCUCUGGAGCAACUAGGGGUUAAGUGUCUUGCUCAGGGACACAUGGUGGAUGGGUCACAGUAGGAAGUUGAACCCGGGUCUCUCACCCCAAAGGCAUCUGUCUUAUCCAUUGCACAGUCACCACCCCAAAAAUUCCCAUUCAUGGACAGCAUAGACAAGGCGACUAGUACUAAGUAGUAUCUCUGCUGAAAUAUGGCAGAAUAUGCUGGUGAGGACGAGUUAGCCUCAAAAAUGCAGGACUACAGAAAGUGUAACAAGCCUGUCAAUAUUUAAAUGUGUAUUGAAACAAAAUACUUUUCUUAGCCAAAGUCUAAGCCCAGGAGUCUAUUUAUGUACCGAAACUUGUACUUUUAGAUAUUUGUGGCCAUAAAAUCUUUCGCAAACGUUUUACGGACAAAUACUUUUAUCUAACGGCAGAGCAGACAAACACGCAGGUAGUGGGUUAGCAAGCUGUUACUGCUGCUGCAAAGCUGACCAGUGGAGAUCAGCUGUCACAAACAGCAAAAAAUGACAACAAAUGGACAAGACAGUACUGGCCUAUUGUUUGUGUGAAACAGCAAAGCUAACGUCACUCACCUGUUGACAGAAGCAGAGCGUCGGCCUUCAAAUCUCGGAGGUUUCUCCAGCACUGAGACACCUCAACGAUGUUAACACGGGUCUUCGCCCUUGCCUGGUCAUAUGACUUGUUUCAAUGUGUACCUUCAGACCUUUUCCUCUUUGGCUGUUUCUUGGCCAUAUCACCUUCAGGACAGUGCCUAGAGUCCCAUAAUGAGUCCAGCAUGUUCAAAUGUACCAGUGUGUACAACUUUCUCGCUCCCAUUGCUCCCUGCAUGAGCACGCUGAUUGGCUGAAACAAUGUUGUGGGGAAGGCCCGCACCGUUUACAGAGCCAGGGCUGUUUAGGGAAUCUAGAGCACACACAAAACGGAGUGCUAGUGUACCGUGAGGAAACACAGAAUUUAACAAUAAGUAUCGUGAUUGAUUACUCUUCCCUUUAACAGCCAGGAGAGAGAGGGGUAUGACAUGCAACAUGUUUUUACACAGGUUUUGUUAGAGCCACGACCUCUAUUUGUUUAUGUUGAUUAUUAUUUGUACACUAUCAUUUAGUCGCUUCAACCUGCUGUGCCUUUAAUAUACCUCUUACUUUAAUAAACCUUUCAAACUGUAUUUUAGAAGCAAACCCUUCUAUCGGUUAACUCCCACUAAAAUCUUCCUCUUAAACCAUCUUAUUCCCUGAGUUAAGGUACAUAUAUACUGUAUGUUGAUGCUGGUAUGGUGUUCAGUUGGUUGAGACUGUGACUGCAACUCAUUUUCCAAAUAAAGUUGAAGAGCUUUUUCUAGGCUA